GCGUGCUAACUGUGGUGGAUUCGUGCUACGAGCUGAGAAUCCACAUCACCCGUUUAGGCUCUGCUUGCAUGUACACAUUUAACGAGGAAGAGUUCUAGACUCGUCCUCCCUUCACCGAAGAAGACCCCUUCGACGAGAUUUCAUGGUAUACACGUACCCGUCUGCUCAGCGAACGUUCGAUCCAUCACUGUCCCAAUCUCCUUUUGCUAUGAAUUCGUGUGCGCAUUGGAGCAGACAUUGAUAGAGCGACCACAUCGCCAAGCUGCUAGGCAUUAGCAAGAUCACCGAAUCUACCAGUGCUUGAUUUGUAGUAGGAGCUAUUCGACAAUAAAGCGAUGAAAAAGACGCUGAAAGUUCCACAAAGGCGUUGCGUCGUGGACGGCACCAAGCUGAAAAACAAGCUGGUAGCGUAUGACUAUGGGGUCAAGGAUCUGCGCGAGGCGUUGGAGAAAGUCAUUCAAAUUCUCACGGCGACGUACGUCGAGGAGUUCGCCGGCGCAUUGGCUACUUUCACCGUGCAGGCUGCGUGCCUGUCUGGGCGCAGCUGCGUCGUGUUCCAGAUGCGCAGGGUCAAGCCCAUCGUAGGUUUGGACGAAUACUUUCGAUUCUUCUCCAUUUGUUCAGGUUGCGCAUGCACCAUAGAUUUCGUGCAUGAGAAGUAGAAAUGGACGCAUAAGCCGAUUUUAUACACAUCGCAAGGAAGGCCACCGUAAUGGAAGAAUCGUUCACUUGAAGGAGAAGCGCAGAAGCCAUGAAGCUCAUGACCACAGCAGCCAAAGCCACAUUAGCCGCCUGAGGAGCACCACUUCGGCUGGCGUUCGAAGAUAUCAAAUUCACUCCUGGAAGAAGUGCCCGAGUCCCGACAGUGAUGGUGUCACCUGAGCGGAAUGGUACGCUGCUGGCGCCAGGAUCACUCGUGUACUGACAGGU
Messenger RNA from Dissoconium aciculare CBS 342.82, 930 nucleotides. RefSeq lists its product as uncharacterized. NCBI's taxonomy places the organism in Eukaryota, Fungi, Ascomycota, Dothideomycetes, Mycosphaerellales, Dissoconiaceae. The record is from RefSeq and is a predicted model, not a curated record. The transcript has a single exon. Bases 336 to 662 code for a protein of 108 amino acids.